Jatropha curcas is the source of this 829-nucleotide messenger RNA. RefSeq names its product Serine/Threonine-kinase RLCKVII protein. Lineage: Eukaryota; Viridiplantae; Streptophyta; Magnoliopsida; Malpighiales; Euphorbiaceae. The record is from RefSeq and is a predicted model, not a curated record.
AGCAAUGCCCUCCAAAAAGAAUCCAGUUACCCUUUCUUGUCACUCACCCCUUGUUCGCCAAAAAUUCUAAUUUUCUCUCUUUAUCUUUAUCCUCUCACUAAAUGCAGCAGAGGCCUACAAGCUCAUCUCGAGCACCAGAAGAGAACUGUGUGAUCAAAGUGACACUGCCUAUUCAACAAGCAGCCAAAUACUCUCCAAGAAGCUCAAAAAUGGAUGAAUCUGCCCAACUUCCUGUCUACAAGAGAGAUAAUAAGGACAUUACAUACUCAAGAUUCGCCUCUGAGAAGUUGGUCCAUGCCAUUCCUGCUCUUGUCUUGCUCUGCCUCUUCACUCUCUGGUGGUUCUCUUACCCAGUAAACCUGGAGAUGAAGGAUGGCAAGAUUAUGGCAAUACAUCGUGUUGAGAUGCCAGAGCCUGUCGAUAAUAAUCAUGUCGAACUCGCCAUCUUGGCAUCUGCUAGAUCACCAGUUGCAUCUGUUCCUCAGAAUGCCACAGCAGCAAAUAAUGAAAUGGAAGCUCAUCCUGUAAGUAAAACCGGUUGACGGUAAAUCUGUGGUUUACUAGGAGAAAUGGUGAACAUUACAAAUGAAUAGUUUUGAUACCAAGAGUGCAUGAGUUGUUCGUUCUAUGAAAGUGUAAGACUAGAUAAAAGACAACUUGUAGCAUCUAAAAAUUUCUUAGCAAAAGCUAGGAUUGCUGGUGAACUUGUAUCAAAUUUACAUAGAUGGAAUAGAUCAAAGAAUGAAAAUUUGUAGGUAAAUUUUCUACUCGGUGAUGUGAAUUGAAAAUCUGAUAUAAAAAUUGAUGUUCUGAGUUCUAUUUCCAUUGA